CUGAGCUGCUGAGCGGAGAGGUUCCUAUAAGGUGUCAGGAUGUCGCUGUCUAUUUCUCCAUGGAGGAGUGGGAGUAUUUACAAGAACACAAGGAUCUGUACAAGGACGUCAUGAUGGAGAAUCGCCAGUCCCCCACAUCACCGGAUGGAUCCAGGCAGAGAAAUCCACCAGAGAGAUGUCCUAGUCCUCAGUAUUCCCAGGACUGUCCAGAGGAGAAACCAAAUAUCCCACUGGAUCAUCAGGAAAUGGCCGAUGGAACAACAAGUGAACUGGAAAAAUCCAUACCAGCGUCUGUGAAUGGUGAAGACUGGAUGAGUGACUCCCAUGGACAUCUCCAUUUAUCUUCCUAUCAUAAAGCAGAAGAUAACAAUACCACACAAGCUAAUCCAAUAGCUCCUAAUGUGGACUCAGUCUUUCACAUUGAAGAUCUAUCCACCAAUACUGCUGAUCACAAGAAAUCUUCUUAUAGUCAAUUACUGGUUGGCAGAACCAGAACUAUACAGAAACGUGGAAAAAUAUUUCCAUGUGAGAAACAGUUAAAAAAAGAAUCCAAUCGUUCUUUGCAUGAGAGAAAUCACAGAGAUAAAAAGUCAUUUUCAUGCUUUCAAUGUGGAAAAUCUUGUACCAGUCAAUUCAGUCUAGAUGAACAUCAGAGAACUCACACAGGGGAGAAGCCAUUUAUCUGUCCUGAAUGUGGGAAGGAAUUUGGUGCUAAAUCAUUUCUUAGAAAACAUUUGAGAACACACACAAGAGAGAAGCCAUUUUCAUGUCCCGAAUGUGGGAAAUGUUUUAAUCAGAAAUCUCAUCUUGAGAACCAUCUAAGAAUUCACACAGGAGAGAAACCAUUUUCAUGUUUAGAAUGUGGGAAAUGUUUUAACCGUCAAUCAAGUUUUGCUCGGCAUCAGAGAAGUCACACAGGGAAAAAGCCAUUUUCAUGUCUUGAAUGUGGGAAAUGUUUUAGUCUGAAAUCACAUCUUGGUAUACAUCUGAGAACUCACACAGGAGAGAAGCCAUUUAUGUGUCCUGAAUGUGGGAAGUAUUUUGGUGCAAAAUCAACGCUUAUAGAACAUCUAAGAAUUCACACAGGAGAGAAGCCAUAUAUGUGUUCUGAAUGUGGAAGGCACUUUGGUGCGAAAUCAUUGCUUAGAAAACAUCAGAUAACUCACACAGGGGAGAAGCCAUUUUCGUGUUCAGAAUGUGGGAAAUGUUUUAGCCGUCAAUCAAGUUUAAUUCGUCAUCAGAGAAGUCACACAGGGAAGAAGCCAUUUUCAUGUCUUGAAUGUGGGAAAUGUUUUAGUCAUAAAUCAAAUCUUAAUAUACAUCUGAGAACUCACACAGGAGAGAAGCCAUUUAUGUGUCCUGAAUGUGGGAAGUAUUUUGGUGUAAAAUCAUUGCUUAUAGAUCAUCGAAGAAUUCACACAGGAGAGAAGCCAUUUAUGUGUCCUGAAUGUGGGAAGCACUUUGGUGCGAAAUCAUUGCUUAGAAAACAUCAGAGAACUCACACAGGAGAGAAGCCUUUUGUAUGUCCUGAAUGUGGAAAGUAUUUUGCUGUGAAAUUAUUGUUUAUAGAACAUCUAAGAAUUCACACAGGAGAGAAGCCAUAUUCAUGUUCAGAAUGUGGGAAAUGUUUUAACCGCCAAUCAAGUUUUGUUCGGCAUCAGAGAACUCACACAAGGUAGAAGCCAUAUUCAUGUCUUGAAUGUGGAAAGUUCUUAAGUCAGAAAUCUCAUCUUGAACUGAAUUUUGGAAGUAUUUUGUGCGAAAUCAUAGCUUAUAGAACAUGUUAUAACUCAUAUAGGGCAGAAGCCAUUUUCGUGUUCAGAAUGUGGGAAAUGUUUUACCCGUAAAUUAAGUUUUAUUCAGCAUCAGAGAACUCCCACAAGGUAGAAACCGUAUGUCCUGAAUGUGGGAAAUCAUUUAGUUUGAAAUCCAGUCUUGCUAAACAUGGGAGAACUCAUUCAGGGGAGAAGCCAUUUUGUAUAGUUUAGAUCGUAGUACAUGUGACAAGUUCCUUUUAACUUCCUGUCUGCUGUGACUAAUGCUGAUUGAUGCAUAGAGGGGGUCAGAACAAACAGACACCCCAUGUGGUUUCAUUCACACAUAACUAUGGAUAUAGUGAAUUAAGCUGUUGUCUUACUGGUCAGGAGUACAGGACAUUUCUAAUCUGUAUAAUUUCAUAAUAAAGAAGACACAACCGACAAAGGGGUUUUAUUAACUUAGAAAAAAUGGCUCCUUCCACAUGAUAAUGAAAAGGAAAAAUGUGCAACUCAUCAGGUUUGGACUAAAGGAAAUGCAGCCAGUGGAGAUGCUUUAUGUGGUCCUAAACUAAACCUACACUAUUAACCCUCCAAUCUAACUCUGUAUUGCAAUAAUUGCUGCUGAAGGUGAUGUCAUCAAGGCCAUAACAGGUGACGUCACAUCAGCUGGAGUCACAACCACUUGUACUGGAAAUGUAGAUAUGAUUCACAGAGCUGAAGAUGAAGAAAACCCUAAUAUUCAUUUUUUUUAUUAGAUUCCCCAAUAGGAAAACAUCUACUAAAGGGGGAUAUUACUGGUAUAGUAGGUAUAAUUUUUUACCUCUGAUCUGUCACUUCCGGAUGUGCCGGAAACAUCCAGAUCCUCAUCAGAUCCCAUUAUAAUCAAUUUGGGUUUUCAGUGUUUCUAUUCUAUGAAUGUUCCUUUUUUGGGGGGUGGGAAUUCAGUGUUUACUUGAGCUUCCUUCUGCAAUGA
Molecule: messenger RNA, 2730 nt
Organism: Bufo gargarizans (Asiatic toad)
Lineage: Eukaryota; Metazoa; Chordata; Amphibia; Anura; Bufonidae
Product: zinc finger protein OZF-like
Exons: 5
Coding region: 60-1679 (539 amino acids)
Source: RefSeq, a predicted model, not a curated record